Messenger RNA from Symbiodinium necroappetens, 369 nucleotides. NCBI's taxonomy places the organism in Eukaryota, Dinophyceae, Suessiales, Symbiodiniaceae. The record is from the annotation of a GenBank genome assembly.
AUGGCUCUCUCUCGUUCUCCGGCAGUGCGUCGCCUGCGGACACGUGGCACAGCUGGCAUCGCCGACAUCUUCCUGUCACCACUGACGACAGAGGAGGCUUCGUCAUCGUCUGUGGACAUGGAGGAGCACACAGCGGACUCGCUGCAGCGUGUGUCGGACGACAUCGAGGACUACAGCCAACUGGACGUCAGACUUGCGUCGCUGCUCUGUGCCGUUCUACCACAGCAAGCAGCUCAGCCUUUUGGCUUCGAGGAGCACCUGGGUUUCGAGAAGAUAGCCGCCGCAGUGGUGGCGUAUCAGAACUUUUAUCAAGAGGACACAGCCUCACCGAAGGAUCUCUGGGAGCAAACGUCCUUCUUGCACGCUCAG